Molecule: messenger RNA, 1501 nt
Organism: Dipodomys spectabilis (banner-tailed kangaroo rat)
Lineage: Eukaryota; Metazoa; Chordata; Mammalia; Rodentia; Heteromyidae
Gene: Clba1
Product: clathrin binding box of aftiphilin containing 1
Biological process (GO): intracellular transport
Cellular component (GO): AP-1 adaptor complex; trans-Golgi network membrane
Molecular function (GO): clathrin binding
Source: RefSeq, a predicted model, not a curated record
CCGGCCGUGCCGAGAUGCAAGGCCGGCGGGAGCCGGGGGCAGAGGCAGUGAGCUCGCUCGCGGGGGCGCCCGGGGCGGCCUCCCUCCGCCUGGCAGCCGUGGGACGCAGUGGCGACGGUGUGGAAGGGACCCGAGCCUGCCGCCCCGCCUCCCUGCCUGAGGAGAAAGCCGGCUGCAGGCCAGGAGCGGGCCCGCCCGCCCGCGGCGCCGGCUGCCCCGACCCGGGGGAGCUCAGCGGCGGGUGGGGGGAGUUCGAAGGCUUCCAGGAAUCUGCAGCCAGAGCCCAGCAAUUCGCUCUGGCCCUUGAACUCCUGGCGAGACCCACAGAACCUCAGCCACCGAGAACCCCUUCCAGUUCUCACCAGCUGCACCGGGGUGGACCCUGGGCGGCAGGAAGUGCUGCCCGCCCAUCUGCAGAGCCCAUUCUCAGUUAUGAGAAUGUUUUUAGGUCUGCUUUUCAAGAAGUCCCAGUGGAGCAGGCAACAGAAGACAUUUCUACCUUAGACCAUUUCUUAGGAAAAAACAGUGAAGAGAAUCCUGGCCUCACAUCUGUGCACAAACUGUGCUGCGAUUCAAGGAGACUCUGGAGAGCUCUUCAGAGCUCCAUCCCCAUGUCUGCCUCCCAGUGCCUGUGGAGGGGCUCCCGCUGCCAGGAGAAUCUCCUCUUCCUCCUCGGCAUAGAUGCUGCUCAGAGUCUUUCUGGAGGCCAGGGUCCCAUUCUAGACGGCUCAGACGUGAGCGAGCCUGAAGACAGGCUGGCGGGCAGCACCUUCCAGCCGCAGCCCUGCAAAGCCCUGAUCCGGACCAAGCUCUCAGGGACAGCAGGACGCAGACGGGGAAGUCUCAUCACCUACAGCUUGUUUCUGAAGAUGCCCCUCGGGGACAAGCAGCACCCCACAGUGCCACAGAAGAUUUUCUCUCCACGCAACUUGAAAGUGGCGUUCUUUAAUAAUGACAUCUGCUAUAACGGAGCACUUUUUAUCUUUAUGGAGCUUUUUACAUUUUCUUACUGGCUUGGUUUGGUACUAGAAAUCAAGAACUGUUUUGUGGAGCUGUUUCCCAAAUUCACACGUCUCCUUGGACCUGUCAUAGUCCACCCAGACUGAUAAGGGUGUGUGGGAGGUAUGCCCUUCGGAGAGCCAGUCCACAAGCAGAGGGGCAGGGCUCUGCGGCGCACUGCACGCUGCAGCCCAGUGCCAGGGAUGGCCCCAGGCCCAGCCCACAGACAUGCUGAGGCCACCAGGAUUGCUGCCUGAGCACACCCAGGUGGAGCCCCUGGGUGCGCCGCUGCCCGGAGUCAGUGAGCCCCCCAUACCUGGCCCCGGUCCCAGGGCUUGUGAGGACAGGCCUUCCUCUGCAUGGACAGGUAGACGGAGGCUGUACAAGGAUGGCCUGGGCAGCAUCUGGUGGAGGUGGCUCUCCAGGGUCAUCUGCCAAGGCCACUUUCUCCAGGCAGCCGAGUUUUACAGACUGUUAUGAAAUAAAAAGGCCUGGAUAAUAA